Anthostomella pinea is the source of this 330-nucleotide messenger RNA. Lineage: Eukaryota; Fungi; Ascomycota; Sordariomycetes; Xylariales; Xylariaceae. The record is from the annotation of a GenBank genome assembly.
AUGGCCAAUCCUCUUAAACAAUGUGACGAAUACCCCCCAGACGGCUACCACCGUCUCGGCUUCCCAUCCCUCUGCUGGCCCUACCAAGACAAAUACUGCGCUUUGUAUUCCGUAUACGACUCGUGGCGAUACACCUUGCUAUGGACACUCAUUCUCUACGCCCUCUUCCACCUUGGCGCCACCGGCAUCGCCCUGUCCAUGCAAAUUGGCAAGAGGAAAUCAGUAUGGAAGUACUUGGGGGCAGUGCCGAUAGUCUACGCGUUAGUCGCCGGGAUUGAGGCGCUAUUUGCAGGAAGCAUAGUCGGUGUGGUGUAUGGACACAACUGUUGA